Molecule: messenger RNA, 3274 nt
Organism: Ipomoea triloba (trilobed morning glory)
Lineage: Eukaryota; Viridiplantae; Streptophyta; Magnoliopsida; Solanales; Convolvulaceae
Product: protein MALE DISCOVERER 2-like
Exons: 14
Coding region: 889-3012 (707 amino acids)
Biological process (GO): protein phosphorylation
Molecular function (GO): ATP binding; protein binding; protein kinase activity
Source: RefSeq, a predicted model, not a curated record
GGGGAAAAAAAUGAGGAAAAUUAUCGAGCGUCAAUGGAAAAUAGAGAAAUCAGAAAAGAGUGGGAAAAACUCGGAAAGAACACAGCUUGUUGGGUGUGGUGGGGGAAGGUUGGGGGUGUUAGAGAGAGAAAACAAGAGAGAGAAAGCUUUUUCCCCCACUUUCUUCCUCUCUUUCAGACAAGAUGGUCGAAGAAGAGAGUCUCCUCCUCUGAGAUCAUCCUGGAAAGGGCAGUCAAGAAAUAAGAAAAAAGCUAUUCAAUUUCUUAAUAUUGUCAUAUAAUAUAUUUGCCUCAUCAUCAUUCAAUUUCUUUUCUAUGUAAAAUUUGUUUUUUUCUUUCUUUUUGGAUCCUUUUUUGUUCUAACCCCCCAUCACCAUCACCACCACCUGGAAUGUAACCUUCUUUUUUUGUUUUUUUGAAAUCAAAUUUCAAGAUUGUGACAAUAAUUGCAGCAAAAGAAGAUUCUGUAAUUUUAUCAUAUCAUUUAUUCGUUGACUGCCCUUUUUCCCUGCUUUUCUGCUCAAAAAAAUUGAAUCUUUGAGAAAUUGUUAAUAAUUGGCCGUGGCUGGCGAAAACAGAGGUAUUAUAGCUUGAGUUUGAUAUCCAUAUCAAUGAGGGAUACCAAUUUGGUGAAUGUGUCAAAGAGGGCUGACAUUUUACAUUUUAUCUGCAAAAUAGCUUUUGCUUCAUAGGAAUUGUAUCCACAAAAACAUAGGAGUGCUUGUGUUUUUCGUUAUCGUUGUUGUAUGAGUGUUGUUGUUUUCGAGUAAUAGUUGUUGCUCGGAGGGCCAAUUUGUUCAUAAAAUAGAAAAAAGCUGGCGAUUUUGUAUAGAGCUGUUGGCAGAGCCUAUCACUGCCUCAUCUGCACCCACACAGUGUUUGGAAAGCAAUGGGAAGUAGAUGGACAAUUCAUGGAAUCCAGUUCUCGUAUCUCGCCCUUCUGAUUCUUGUGUCAGAUGUUCAUGGCUGUUGCUCGCUUAAUUCUGAAGGACUAGCGUUGUUAGAAUUCCGAGCAAGAGUGGAGUAUGAUCCACAUCGAGCUCUCGAGAAUUGGAAUGUCGAUGACUGUGAUCCAUGCUUGUGGUCUGGCAUCCAUUGUGUGGAUGGUAAUGUGCAAAUGCUGGACCUUAACGGGCAUGAGCUGGAAGGAACACUGGCGCCAGAGCUUGGAAAUCUCCCUCACUUGAAAGUGCUUGUACUCUCCAAGAACCAUUUUUCGGGUGUAAUUCCCCAAGAAGUUGGACAACUCGAAAUGCUAGAAGUGCUGGAUUUGACGGAUAACAACUUGAGCGGAACUAUUCCUGCACAGAUAGGAGGCCUACAGUUACUAAGAAGCUUGUUGCUUUGUAACAAUAACUUUGAAGGAAGUAUUCCUUCGGAGAUUGGGAAACUUAACUUUCUGACUCAAUUUCAGUUUGACCCGAACCUCACUUCUGAUUUUGCUUCAGGAACUGGCUGUGUAAAUAGAAAAUUCGGGGACUGCAUCUGGCAUGUCAGCUGGAAUCCAUUGAGGAAAGCCGAUUUCUUGCUGACAUCUAUAAAAGUGGUGUUGAUGCGUUACCUCAAUCGGAUCUCAGUUUUCAAUCUUGGAAAGGGAUCUUUGCACCAAAAUACCAGCUGCUACUCGGAUGAUCUGCCAACAGGUUCUCCUAGCCCGCACAUAAUCCACACUCUAGAGAGUCCACCUAACCCCACACGACGCAAGUUACUUGAAGGAUCAAAUAACCUUGCUGCUGCUCCUGCCAAUGGUGGGGCGCCAUUGGGUAAUGUUAUUGCUCAGCCAAGCAGCAGAAGUAGCGGGUCAUUCCCAGCUGUGCCUGGGAAUGUCGCACCAUCUUCUACAACAUCACCCCCACAGCAAGAAAGUGGAACAGGCCCUGGUCCUGAUCAAGGAGAAGCUGAUAUUCCAGUUCCGGAUUCUGAAAAAUCUCGACUUAGCUGGAAGUAUAUAGUAGCCAUUUUUUUGGGACUUCUCUUACUCAUCAUUAUUAUCGCAAUCAUCUGCAUUUGCAGAAGCAGAGCAGCAAGGUCCAUUGGCCCUUGGAAGACUGGAUUGAGUGGACAAUUGCAGAAAGCAUUUGUUACAGGUGUACCAAAGCUGAACAGAUCUGAGUUAGAAACAGCAUGUGAAGAUUUCAGCAAUAUUAUAAGCACUCAUGCUGCUUUCACUAUGUACAAGGGUACUCUGUCAAGUGGAGUAGAGAUUGUUGUUGCUUCAACCGCCAUAAGUUCUAUGAAAGACUGGUCCAAACGUGCAGAAAUAGCCUUCAGGAAGAAGAUUGAUACUCUUUCCCGGAUCAACCACAAGAAUUUUGUUAACCUCAUUGGCUAUUGUGAGGAGGACGAGCCUUUUACUAGAAUGAUGGUGUUCGAGUAUGCUCCAAAUGGAACUCUUUUUGAACAUCUUCACGUUAAAGAAGUUGAACAUCUCGACUGGAAUACAAGGAUGAGAAUUAUAAUGGGGACUGCAUAUUGUAUACAGUACAUGCACGAUUUAAAUCCACCCUUGCCUCAUUCAAACAUCAGUUCUAAAUUCAUAUACUUGACAGAUGAUUAUGCAGCUAAGAUUGCAGAGAUGAGUUUCUGGGAAGAAUUGGCAACCAAGUCAAAAUCUGGGGAAAACGAAGAGAAUUCUGAACUGCCACCACUUGUUGACCCCGAAACGAACAUCUACAGCUUUGGACUUGUGUUACUAGAAACAGUUACUGCAAAACUACCUUACUCAGAAGAGCAAGGCCCUCUUCUCAACUGGGCUGCGCAAUACAUGAGCAACAGGCAGAGCUACAGCCAACUGGUUGACCCGACAUUGAAGUCCUUCAACGAGGAUGAGCUAGCAUUGGUGUGUGAGGUAAUCCAGGAAUGCGUCCGGCAAGACACCAGGAAGAGACCAACCAUCAAGGAAGUGAUAGAGAAGCUAAGGAAAGUCCUCGAUAUCUCCCCCGAGGCUGCAGUUCCCAGGUUGUCGCCGCUCUGGUGGGCUGAACUCGAGAUCCUAUCAGCUGAGGCGCCUUAGUCCUCUCUACAUAUUACCUGGUUUUUGUAAGUGAAAAAAAGGAUUGCUUAGCUUUAACAAUGUUUAUGUAUGUAUGCACACAAUCUCAAAAGUCAAAACCUCUCCCAUGCUCACAUUUGUAUGUAUUCUUCCAUCUUAUUGUCAUUGUAAAAGGUUUUAUAGUACACACUAUUGUAGUGCUACUACUGCUGUGAAUAUUCAUUCAGAAUUGGUAUGUAACAUAAAAGAAAGAAAGAAAAAAAAUAGAUGAAUUUGAACAGCA